GGCGGUCUCAAACCCCGGCUGUCAGAGCCAGGACACCGAGUCGGCCCGGACUCCCUCUUUCUGUCUUCCUCAGACUGCGCCAUGGGGCUCAGCGACGGAGAGUGGCAGCUGGUGCUGAACGUCUGGGGGAAGGUGGAGACCGACCUCGCGGGCCACGGGCAGGAGGUCCUCAUCAGCCUCUUCAAGGGCCACCCGGAGACCCUGGAGAAGUUCGAAAAGUUCAAGCACCUGAAGACAGAGGAUGAAAUGAAGGGCUCCGAGGACCUCAAGAAGCAUGGCAACACGGUGCUCACUGCCCUGGGGGGCAUCCUCAAGAAGAAGGGCCAGCACGAGGCGGAGCUGAAGCCCCUGGCCCAGUCACAUGCCACCAAGCACAAGAUCCCCGUCAAGUACCUGGAGUUCAUCUCAGAGGCCAUCAUCCAGGUUCUCCAGAGCAAACAUCCCCACGACUUCGGCACUGACGCCCAGGCGGCCAUGAGAAAGGCUCUCGAGCUGUUCCGGAACGACAUUGCUGCCAAGUACAAGGAGCUGGGUUUCCAGGGCUAAGCCCCUGCACGACCCCACCCCCGCCCACGGGGGCGCCGGGCCCCAGGGGAGGGUGGCGCUGGGUCUCCUGUAGCCACGUAGAGUUUGCUUCUGAGUGUCUGCUUUGUUUCUGAGAGGCGGGUGGGGGAGGGGAGGGGGGGGAGGCUGUUCGGGCUGGCUUCAUCUGCCUGGGGACUGAGCUCCUUGUGGGGGUCAUCACCCCGGGAACCGGAAGUGUGGCCCUUUGCUCUCUGCCGCCCGCAGCCUCUCUCCUCUCUCCCCUACUCCAGCCCAAUUCCUCCAAUCUCCAAACCCAACCCGUCACCCGCGCCUCUAAUCCCAAAUCCAAGCCGUAAACAUACAGAUUCUCUGACCCAUCACCCCCACCAGAUGCCCCUCUGCCAUGAGAAACGGGUCUGGGCAGAGUGGGGACAGCCAUACCCAUCCCAAAGGAGGUGGCAGGGCAGUGGGGGGUGGGGUGGGGUGGGGGUUUCUGGAACCUAAGUGUGCCUUUUCAGCUAAUGGAGUAACUCACCUGGUUUUAAUAAAAGACCCUGCAACAUGA
Messenger RNA from Leopardus geoffroyi (Geoffroy's cat), 1090 nucleotides. RefSeq names its product myoglobin (gene MB). The record is from RefSeq and is a predicted model, not a curated record. Gene Ontology annotation, biological process: oxygen transport. The coding region runs from base 82 to 546 and encodes 154 amino acids. Gene Ontology annotation, molecular function: oxygen binding; heme binding. The transcript is spliced from 3 exons. Lineage: Eukaryota; Metazoa; Chordata; Mammalia; Carnivora; Felidae. Gene Ontology annotation, cellular component: extracellular exosome.